AUGGGCGCCGAGCUGUGGAAACGGCAGAUCAUUUAUAACUUCCACAUCUACCGGCAUUGUUUCGUCGUCUUUUCGUUGAGUCCGUGGUUGGCCGGAAAUCAGUAUGACUUGGCAUUUGCUGGAUUGACACUUUAUUGUUGCUCUUAUGCCAUGUGCAUUAUUCUGUUAACGUAUCAUUUUGUAUAUAGAUAUUUGCUGAUCUGCAGACCGCAGCAAAUGUACAUAUUCUCCGAGACUAAAAACUUUAUUUGGUGGUACGUGAAUUGGGCAUUUUGGGCCGUUGCUUGGGCGCUAAUUGUUCGGGCGACGAUGUAUCACUGGCCGGAAUUGGAGAAUUACGUCUACGACGACCUGAUGCUACAAUAUAACUUUGACUCGAGAGGAGAUGCAAUUCUAGGGCCGCUGUAUUUCCUCGACGACCCCAACGGCUCGAAAAUCAUCUCCUGGCGCGCGUUCCUUGGCUCUGGCUGCUGCAUGUCGAUCAUGGGCUUUUGUUUCACGACAAUCCUCUUCUGCGCUGUAAACGUCUACAAGAAGUUAAAAAGUUGUUCGGUGAUGAGCGAAAAGACGCGAAAAAUGCAGUGGGAUUUGUUCAAGGCGUUAUUGGUACAGUUUUCCCUGCCAGCCGUCUGUGAAUUUUUCCCUGGAGGCAUGAAUUUCUUGUGCCCCGUAUUUGCCUUGCCAAUCGGUCGUUGGGCAAAUUUUGCGGGGAUUAUUGCCUCGUUUAACAAUAUUAUCGAGCCGCUGUGUAUGCUGUAUUUUGUCAAGGACUAUCGAUUUGGGCUGUGGCAUUUGUUGGGGCUAAACCGCAAGGACUGUGAAGCCUACACAGCUUCAGCCGUGCACCCGAAUUUGCAUGAUUUUACAGAAAAAAUAAUGCCGAAUAAUUAUACGCUGACUGACGUGCAGUCGCAUACUACAGAAGAUUCAUUAUGGAUUAUAAUUAAGGGAAAAGUAUACGAUGUGACGUUAUUUUUGGACGAACAUCCGGGUGGACGGGAUGUUUUAAUGGAGCAAGCUGGACAGGACGCCACCGAGGCCUUCGAAGAUAUUGGGCAUUCCGGAGAUGCGAAAGAGAUGUUGAAUGACUAUUAUAUCGGCGACCUGGUGUUG
Mesorhabditis spiculigera is the source of this 1113-nucleotide messenger RNA. Lineage: Eukaryota; Metazoa; Nematoda; Chromadorea; Rhabditida; Rhabditidae. The record is from the annotation of a GenBank genome assembly.